Lodderomyces elongisporus is the source of this 1533-nucleotide messenger RNA. It is a transcript of the gene TIF3, whose product is annotated as Tif3p. The coding region runs from base 1 to 1533 and encodes 510 amino acids. Gene Ontology annotation, cellular component: nucleolus. Lineage: Eukaryota; Fungi; Ascomycota; Pichiomycetes; Serinales; Debaryomycetaceae. The record is from RefSeq and is a predicted model, not a curated record. Gene Ontology annotation, molecular function: RNA binding. The transcript has a single exon.
AUGGCUCCAAAGAGAAAUAAGAAGAUGGAUUUGGGCGACUUCUUGAAGGAUGAAUCCUUGGGAGGAAGCUCAUGGGCCGAUGAAGAAGUUGAUAUGAGUUCUAUUGCAUUUAGUAUUGAAAACCCAGCUGCUUUAACUGAGGCACCCAUUGGAGGAGCACCUGCUUUUUCUGGUACUUCGGGUGCUGGUGCUGGUGCUGGUGCUGGAGGGUUUGAGAGGAGAGAAAGAGUCAAGUAUCCUGUUCCUGACAAGCCACCAUACAAGGCUUAUGUGAACAACUUGCCAUGGGAUAUCACCGAACAAGAUGUGAUUAGACAUUUUGAGGAUAGAAUGCAAGCCAAUGACAUUAUAUCUGAUAUCAAAUUGCCAUUGGACAGAGAAACUGGACAAAUCAAAGGUGUCGCAUACGUUACAUUCACUACACGUGAGUUAUUGGAGGAAAGUUUAAACUUGUCAAUGUCUGAGUUUAAUGGAAGAAGAAUGUUUGUUAAUGUUGCACCUCCGCAACAAGGAAAUGACCGUUUUGGUUCAAGAGGUGGGGACUCUGGAGCAGAUUUGGAUUGGGGUGCAGCACGAAGUUCAAGAGCUGAAUUACCACCAAGAGAGAGAUCAUUUGGAGGUGAUAGAGGCGACAGAGGCGACAGAGGUGACAGAGGUGACAGACCACCAAGAGAGGAUAGACCACCAAGAGAAGAACCAGACUUGGACUGGGGAUCAGCCAGAGGCACUAGAGCCGAAUUACCACCAAGAGAAAGAUCAUUUAGAGGUGACAGGGAGGACAGAGGAGACAGACCUCCUAGAGAGUUUAAGCAAAGAGAAGAACCAGAUUUGGAUUGGGGAUCAGCUAGAGGAACUAGAGCUGAAUUACCACCAAGAGAAAAAUCAUUCAGAGGUGACAGGGAAGACAGAGGAGACAGACCACCAAGAGAGUUCAAACGUAAAGAAGAACCAGACUUGGAUUGGAGUUCUGCACGUGGAAGCCAAGCAGAGCUUCCUCCAAGAGAAAGACCAGCUAGACAUGUCCGCCAUGAUCGUGAAAAUAACACCACAAACAAUAGUGACGAGUUUGGACACUCGCGUCCUCCAAGGAAGCAAGAACCAGAAUUAGAUUGGGGAGCAGCUAGAAACUCUCAUGUGGAAUUACCUUCUCGUGAAAGAUCAAACAGAUCGUUCCACAACAAGAACCACGAGAACAACCACGCUGCUGGUACCAGAAAGUCAAGCGAGCCUGACUUGGAUUGGAAGAGAGGCCAACCAUUACCACAACGUACAAGAUCAUCACAAAACACAAAAUCACGUAAAGACGACAAAAAGAAGGAGGAUGAAAAGGUGCAAGGUCCUCAAAAGUCUCAAUUUAGUGUUUUGGCUGUUGACGACGAAGAAGAACACGAGGAAGAACCAAGAGAACCAAAAGAAGAGAAUGCCACUAAGGACGUUAACAAUGAAUCAUUGGAGUCAGCUACUGCCAAGUUAUCUGUAUCAGACAACAAAUCUGAAAAUGCAGACGAAUGGGAAGUUGUUGGUAAGAAAUAA